AUGGACCGAGCCAGCCAGGUGCUGGCGCAAGCCCCUCUAGACGUGCCUAGGACAUACGCUACUCUUGCAGAACGGGGCGAUGUUCCUCUUUUAUCGCUCUAUUAUUAUAACAAGGGACGACGCUUAAUAGAGGAAAAGGCCCAAAGCCAGCAAUACCUGACCCUAGAUAAAGAGAAAGCUGUUAUUAAAUUCUUAUUACUAAUGUCUAAUCUCGGGCAGCCAGUGUGCAUAAAGUUUAUACCUUCGCUAGCCUUUUGUAAUAAACCGAUUAAGCCUCCAGGCAAGAACUGGGCUUGGGGCUUUGAAAAACGCUAUCUAGAACUUAAAGCUAAAACUGUUAGACCGAUUAACUGGAAACAACAUAGGAAUAACAUAUAUAAUAAGAUUGUAGAGUGGUUUAAAUUGAUUGGAAAAGAUUUAGCUAUUCUGCCGGAAAAUACCUAUAAUAUAGAUGAGACGGGAGUUUUGCUAAGCAUGCUCGGUUCUAUUAAAGUCCUUGUAGGUAAGGAUAACCUGCGAGACUAUAGAGGCGCGGGUGUUAAGCGGACAAUAGUGACUGCUGUUAAGUGCAUUAGUGCUGACUAG
This is a messenger RNA of Mytilinidion resinicola, 585 nucleotides long. RefSeq lists its product as uncharacterized. Lineage: Eukaryota; Fungi; Ascomycota; Dothideomycetes; Mytilinidiales; Mytilinidiaceae. The record is from RefSeq and is a predicted model, not a curated record. The transcript has 3 exons. The coding region runs from base 1 to 585 and encodes 194 amino acids.